This is a messenger RNA of Pogonomyrmex barbatus (red harvester ant), 1545 nucleotides long. Its product is annotated as zinc metalloproteinase nas-4-like. The record is from RefSeq and is a predicted model, not a curated record. NCBI's taxonomy places the organism in Eukaryota, Metazoa, Arthropoda, Insecta, Hymenoptera, Formicidae.
UAACAAUCAAUUUAUCAUAUGUCAUCAGAGAUUGCGAAAGAGGUACUAAGAAUUCGGCUUUAAGGUAAUCGCCACGGUCGGAAGAAUUAAUGACUCACAAAAAAAUAACAACGUCCUCGGGGUCUCGGUGUCGCGCCUUCGAGGCGAGAUACCAAGCGCAAAUCUGAACUCGCCAUCACCCAAAGUCCACGAUUAUCAAUGGAUGGCCCCGAUCACUUCCGGAGCCGCUUCCUACGGCGGGCACAUCCGUGCGGGUGGGGCACGGAUUUUUUUUCCGAUGUGACGUAUAAAAACGGGAACGAUUCGAGUGGCUGUGUAUCACUGCAUUCGCGCUCGUCGUCGCGGGAUUGUGGGACCUGGACUGGUACUUCUCGAUUAUGCCUCAUCGAUUGUCAGCCACCCUUGCGUGGGCGUUUCUCCUUCUGACGACGCUGACAUCGGCGUGGCCCACUUUCCGUCGUCGGGACAUCUUCGACAACAUCCUGGAUAACCCAGGCGGACUGAUCGCCCACCUGCGGAAUUUCGGCAGCUCGCUCUACGGAUUCCCGAGCAACGAAACCGGGUUGAAGGUGGCACGCUGGCACAAAGACUUGGACGUGAAUCCGGAAGAGCUGGGCGAUUACGCGGAGGGAGACAUCCUUUUUCCUCCGAGUAUCGGAAGAAACGGUCUCUCCGCGGUUUCCGCUCGAUGGCCCAACGGCGUUGUUCCCUUCAUGAUUAGUCCUUACUUUAACGCGCAGCAGCAAAGGAUUAUAUAUGACGCAAUGGAUGACUAUCACAAGUACACGUGCAUCAGAUUUAAGCCGUAUACCGGUGAGGAAAGCGAUUACAUCAGAAUCACGGCCGGUAACACUGGAUGCUGGAGCAGCGUGGGCAGGAUUGGCGGCCGUCAGGACGUAAACCUUCAGGUUCCUGGUUGCCUGACGCAGAAGGGCACGGUGAUACACGAGUUGAUGCACGCCGUCGGCUUUUUGCACGAGCACAGUAGAUAUGAACGAGAUGAUUACGUGGACAUUCUGUGGGACAACAUUUCCAACGGUAGGCAUCUCGACGGUAAUAUUUUGGAUCUUAUUGGCGGAAUUUUUCAAGGUAACAGCGAAGUAAAACUCGGCCAGAGGGAAGGUUUCAGCAAGAAAGAUAUUUUAAAAAUUAGAAGAAUGUAUAGAUGCGGCAAACGUUCUGUCAUAGGUGAUUACAAUGGCGAGACAUACUAAUAAAAGAAUAUUUGAUAAUUUUGACGUACGUUAAGACUAAAUGAAAGAGGAAAUUCUUGAUUAAAAUCAAUAAAAAAGUUGAUAAGAAUCUUCACUUAAUGAAAGAAAAGGACAUCUAGUCUUAUGUGCAAAACGUAUGACUGCGUCUUUUAAAAGACGAUAUGUAAAACAGCGAAUGUAAACAGUAUUAUUAUCUGACAAUAUUACAUUAUUUAAUCAUUAUUUAAUCAUUAUGUAUUUUUUAAUAUUAUGAAUAUGUAAUAUGUACAUGAAUGUACUUUAUAUAUGUAUUAUAAGAUAUAUAUUAUAUAUUAUACACACAAAUGCAUCG